AUGCCAAAGAGGUCCACAUCUAUUGUCUACAUAGAUACAUUUCUUAUGCCUAAGGCAUUUUCUGGCCACCACUAUUGGUAUUUGUCCAUUAUUGAUUCCUUCAAGUUCACAAACCUUGAAUCACCACAUACCAGUCUAUCCUCACCAUUACUUUUAUACACUAACGAUAAUGCUUAUCAUGGUUUUGGCGCUGUUUUAUCUUUGGAUGAACUAGAGACUCUAAAUAAGUCCUUAGGCUUCAUUUCAGCUUGUGCUGAUAAGCCUUUCAAGCUUGCUACCACCUAUUGCCCAGAAUUCCUCUCCCUUAAAGCCUCCACUGGUUUAUGGCCUGCCUCAAAUUAUGGUAAAGACAUUAUAAUUGGUAUUAUAGAUUCUGCUAUUUGGCCUGAACAUCCAAGCUUUGAAGACCAUGGCAGGCCUGCUGGUAAGGUUUCAUCUAAGUGGAAGGGAAAGUGUGAAGGAGGACAACAGUUUAAUUCGUCAAUGUGUAACUCCAAACUCAUUGGAGUUAGGUACUUUAAUGCAGCAUUGAAAAGAAAAUUUAGGUCUUCUAUUGUAGACUCUGCUAGGGACACUACAGGCCACGGGACCUAUGUGUCUUCAGUAGUUGCUGGGAAUUUCUUAACAUGGGCGUCUUUUGAUGGCUAUGCUGAGGGAACAACAAAAGGUGUAGCACCAUAUGCUAGGAUUUCCAUGUAUAAAGUUGUUUGGGAUGGAGGCAUUAGAUGUUAUGUCGUUGCUGGUAUGGAUCAAGCCAUUGCUGAUGGUGUUGAUGUGAUUGCAUUGCCAUGGGAUACAAGCAAACAACAGAAAAGCUAUCAUUGGAACCUAUCGUAA
Molecule: messenger RNA, 837 nt
Organism: Quercus lobata
Lineage: Eukaryota; Viridiplantae; Streptophyta; Magnoliopsida; Fagales; Fagaceae
Product: subtilisin-like protease SBT3
Exons: 1
Coding region: 1-837 (278 amino acids)
Biological process (GO): proteolysis
Molecular function (GO): serine-type endopeptidase activity
Source: RefSeq, a predicted model, not a curated record